Coffea eugenioides is the source of this 444-nucleotide messenger RNA. Its product is annotated as protein ENHANCED PSEUDOMONAS SUSCEPTIBILTY 1-like. The record is from RefSeq and is a predicted model, not a curated record. Bases 1 to 444 code for a protein of 147 amino acids. The transcript is spliced from 2 exons. Lineage: Eukaryota; Viridiplantae; Streptophyta; Magnoliopsida; Gentianales; Rubiaceae.
AUGGUCGCUGAUGAAACAUCUCUCUGGCAUUUCUUGAAUUCAUGGUCAGAGAAAUUCAGAGCUGAGGGGAAAACAAGUGCAAUCUCAAGACCCCCAAUACACGAUCGAUGGUUUCCACAGGGACAAAAUUAUCCAUUUAUGAGUCUUCCACCAAUUCUCGGCGAUGAUGAUGAACUCAUCAUCAGUAGCGAUCAAGGAGAGAAAUUGCCAUAUGAUAUGAUUCGGGAAAGAAUAUUUCAUUUCUCAUUAGAGUCAGUGGCAAAACUAAAAGCAAAAGCAAAUGCUGAAGAAAUACCAGCAGUGGCUACAAAAGCUGACUGUGGUGAAUUGCUGGGACGAAGCCUAGUAUGGGCAGCAUGGCUACUGCAUCACGCAGUGAUCAAUCAGACAAGUGCAUCGCAUGAAUGGAUUGAAUCAUUGGUGCAAUCUAGAGAACUACCUUGA